AUGCCGCCCCCAGAUUACCAGAAUGAACAAGUCUUUCAGAGGAACCGCCUGCCUCCUCGAGCGUAUCACCUCCCGCCGGACAGGGUCCUGCUGACGGGCACGUGGGAUUUUCAUUACGCCUCCACUCCUCUGCACGCCCCAGAUCCUGUCACAACAUCGCGGGCAAGCUUCACGCCGGAAAGUUCUUCUUCCGACCUCGAGGGCAUUGAUCUGACUCCCGACGCUCCGGCUGAGUGGCGUUCCAUCGAUGUACCCGGUCACUGGCAACUUCAAGGCUACGAACGUCCACAGUAUACUAACGUCGUCUAUCCCUUCCCAGUAUGUCCGCCACAUGUGCCGACCGAGAACCCCACCGGAUCUUAUAGGCGGCGAUUUACCGUGCCCCACACUUGGGACCCGUCCUCCACAAUCCUCCUGCGAUUCGAGGGCGUGGAUUCCGCCUUCCAUCUAUGGCUAAAUGGCCAGGCUGUCGGCUACCACCAGGGCUCACGAAAUUCGAGCGAAUUCGAUAUCACUGAUCUUGUGCAAGGAGAUGUCGCCAAUGAAGUGUUCGUGAAAGUCUAUCAGUGGAGCGAUGGAUCGUACAUCGAAGACCAAGACCAAUGGUGGCUCUCCGGCAUCUUCAGAGAUGUGUACUUGCUAGCGCUGCCAUCCUCGAGAAUUGAAGACCACUUUGUAAAGACCCAUCUGGACGCGGAAUACCGGGAUGCCACGCUUGAAGUCGUCCUGGAGGUCAACUUACAACACGAAGCCGACAUCGCCCUCUCGCUACGAGACCCAUCGAAGAACUCACAGAUUGUGCAGCACACCGCAUUCUCCUCAUCCACCAAGCUUGGCCAGGUGUCGCACAGCAUUCAUGUCUCCAAUCCAAAGAAAUGGACUGCCGAAACCCCACACCUCUACGACUUGGAAAUCACCCUCACAUCCCGCUCUGAUCGAAAGCAGAUCCAACAGCUCCACCAGCGAGUCGGGUUCCGUCAAGUCGAGAUCAAGAACGGCCUGCUGCGGGUGAAUGGAAAAGCCAUUCUCCUUCAGGGCGUGAAUCGCCACGACCACCACCCACACUUUGGCCGCGCUGUCCCACUCUCUUUCAUCCGUCAGGAUCUUCUCCAAAUGAAGCGUCACAACAUCAAUGCCCUUCGAACCUCACAUUACCCCCCAGAUCCACGGAUGCUGGACCUCUGCGACGAGCUGGGACUAUGGGUCAUGGACGAAGCCGAUCUCGAAUGCCAUGGUUUCUACGACGCCGUUGCUCGCCCACUCGACAUCCCAGAAGGCAUGGACUACGGAGAGAGGAAGAAGCUUACCUUUCCCAAGGCUGCGAGUUUCACCUCUGACAAUCCGGCCUGGGAGGCGGCGUACCUCGACCGCAUGAAGUGCCUUGUCCAGCGCGACAAGAACCACGCCUCGGUCAUCAUGUGGUCGCUGGGGAAUGAAUCAUUCUACGGGCGGAACCACAAGGCCAUGUACGACUAUGUCAAGUCUGUCGAUCCCUCCCGGCCGGUGCAUUAUGAAGGCGAUGCGAAGGCGUUGUCCGCAGAUGUGUUCAGCUACAUGUAUCCCUCCGUCGAGACGUUGAUCAAGUUGUGUAAGGAAGAAGGGGUGGUGGAUGGCAAGUACGACAAACCCGUUGUGCUUUGCGAGUACGCUCACGCCAUGGGCAACGGUCCAGGCAAUCUCGAGGGCUAUCAAAAGGCCUUCCGUGAGCAUCCUCGACUGCAAGGCGGCUUCAUCUGGGAGUGGGCGAAUCACGGGCUAUUGACCGAGGGCAAGGACGGGAAGAAAUUCUACGGUUACGGCGGAGAUUUCGGUGAUGUGCCCAACGACGACACUUUCGUGAUGGACGGUCUUUGCUUCAGCGACCACACGCCCACGCCGGGGUUGGUGGAGCUCAAGAAGGUCAUUGAGCCUGUGAGGAUAGAAGUCAUCGGAAAAAAGCUUCAUCUGCAAAACUGCUACGACUUCAUCGGACUGGAUCAUCUCACCGCGAUCUACAAGGUCGAGAAUGCCACCCUGAUCUCCUCCGGAGUCUUGGAGCUACCAGAAAUCCGACCUGGCGAAUGCGGCUCCAUCUCUCUGCCCACGAACGUAGCAGGAACAUUGGUGGAUGGAGAAGUCUGGCUGACAGUCAGUCUUCGUCAAACAAAUGCAACAGCCUGGGCCGAUGCCGGUCACGAGAUUGCAUGGCAUCAACAUGCGCUUUCUCACGAUCCAGCGAUAAAGGACGUCUCGCUUGUCAGGGCUUGGCCACACCGUCUCAAUAUCCACCAGUCUCAGACCGUUUGCGUCAUUGGCAACGACGGCUUCCGGGUCACUUUCGACGCAGCCAGGGGCCACAUACAAUCAUGGACGGUAGACGGCAAGGACGUUCUCGUGUCCGACUCGCCAGGCCUGCCCGCCCUCAUCCCCAGCUUCUGGAGAGCACCGACCGACAAUGAUCGGCCUACGACCGACCCAUACUGGAAGCGCUUCGGUCUCGACUCGAUGACCUCCCAACUCCGGUCGAUGGAAGUGAAGCGCCUCUCCCCAGACGAGGUGCAAGUCACCAGCACAUUGUACCUUAGCCCGCCAAUCCUGUACUCUGGCUUUGAUGCAAUCAUGCAGUACAACAUAACGGCAGAUGGCGCCAUCGAUAUCAAGGCAAAGCUCAAGCCCCAUGGCUCCAAUCCAGCGACCUUGCCGCGCAUCGGUCUGGAUCUCAAGCUCAACAAGAAGCUUGCCGAAGCGAAGUACUUUGGCCCCGGACCCGGUGAAUCUUACCCUGAUAAGAAAGCUUCGCAGAAGAUGGGAAUCUACACCUCGCCGGUCAAAGAUUUGUUCACCAAUUACGAAGUCCCGCAAGAAUCAGGCAACCGGAUGGACACGAGAUGGGUUCAGCUGGUGAACGAAUCCGGCUUUGGUGUGCGAGCCACCAGACUAGACGAUGUGCACGAGUUCUCCUGGGCCGCGGGCUACUACUCGCCUGCCGUGUUGGACCAGGCGCGGCACCCGUGUGAUUUGGUGGAGGAGCAAGUGUGUUUGGCUAGAUUGGAUGUUGCUACUUCAGGCGUAGGAACGGGAGCUUGUGGGCCGGGGAUUGGAGAGGAUGUGCAAGUCAAGUGCGAGGAGGUGGAGUUUGCUUUUCGUCUGCAGAGUAUUGCUAGAUAG
Neohortaea acidophila is the source of this 3147-nucleotide messenger RNA. RefSeq names its product putative beta-galactosidase. Lineage: Eukaryota; Fungi; Ascomycota; Dothideomycetes; Mycosphaerellales; Teratosphaeriaceae. Gene Ontology annotation, cellular component: beta-galactosidase complex. Bases 1 to 3147 code for a protein of 1048 amino acids. Gene Ontology annotation, biological process: lactose catabolic process. The transcript is spliced from 2 exons. Gene Ontology annotation, molecular function: carbohydrate binding; beta-galactosidase activity. The record is from RefSeq and is a predicted model, not a curated record.